UCCAACCUUAUCUUUUCCCCCUUUCUUCCCUCAAAUCUCUCGUCUCGUCUCCCGUCGAUGCCGGCGGCUGCAAAUCGAAUAGACGGCCGGCGGAUCUCAAGGAGCUGAAAGGGAAACGGCAAGGCUGAAGUCAGGGGCUACAUCUCCCUCCUUUCUUUGAUUUUCUGCAAGAUCAGAGAUGGACAAAAAAACAAAGAUGUUAAUUUGUGCGGCGGCAGCACAAUGGUUUAUCAAUAUGAUAGCUUUAGUUGUCCAAUCUAGAAAAAGAAAAAGGAGAGAGGCAAUUACAUAUGCCCCAAUUGAUGAGAGAGAUAGGAUGAGAAGAGAGUACUUUGAUAACAAAGGAUGGAAGAAUGACACAACUUGUGUGAACAUCCUUAGGCUUCGGAGAGCUCCUUUCUUUCGGUUUUGUCAACUAUUUAGAGAUCGCAAUUUGCUAAAGGACACAAUCCAUAUGUCCAUUGAGCAGCAAGUAGCAAUGUUUUUGCACACUGUUGGUCACAAUGUUCGGAAUAGAGUAAUUGGUGGGAAUUUUGGUAGAUCUGGUGAAGUUGUUAGCCGCUAUUUUAAAAAAGUACUCCAUGCAAUUGGUGAGCUUCGAGAUGAACUUAUUAGGAAGCCUUCAUUGGGGACCCAAAAGAAAAUAGAAGGAAACCAUCGGUGGGAUCCAUACUUUAAGGAUUGUAUUGGAGCUAUUGAUGGUACACAUGUACGUGCCUCUGUUACACCUGAUACGGAGGCUGCCUUUGAUGGUAGAAAGAAAUAUACUACUCAAAAUGUGAUGGCGGCUGUUGAUUUUGACCUUCGAUUCACAUAUGUGUUGGCCGGUUGGGAGGGGACAGCACAUGAUGCUGUAGUUUUACGCGAUGCUUUAGGACGUGAAAAUGGUCUACGUGUCCCACAAGGAAAAUUUUAUCUAGUUGAUGCCGGAUAUGGAGCCAAACCAGGCUUCUUGCCUCCUUUUCGUGGCGUGAGGUUUUAAAUGAUGGCAUUGAUGAAUAUAUCAUACCCUAGGAUGAAUGGGUGGCCAAUAUCACUCAUGCUUCAUCAUCAACUGGCCAAGCACAAGAACAUGCAUACAUGGCUAAUUUUAGGCAAGGACUUGCUGAUCAAAUGUGGGAAGACCGACAAAACUAUUUGCAGUAUCAAAACAUGUAGUAGCUACCAUGUCAUUCAAAUGUGGGAAGAACUAUUGUACUUUAUUUGAACUAUGUGUUUGUGGGAAUUUCAUUGUAAUGACAUAUUACUUGUUGUAAUGACAUACUAUUAUU
This is a messenger RNA of Triticum dicoccoides, 1271 nucleotides long. Its product is annotated as protein ALP1-like. The coding region runs from base 179 to 982 and encodes 267 amino acids. The record is from RefSeq and is a predicted model, not a curated record. Lineage: Eukaryota; Viridiplantae; Streptophyta; Magnoliopsida; Poales; Poaceae. The transcript has 5 exons.